UCCCCUUUUAAACAGAUUGCUCUUCUUCUUUCUUUUUUGUAUUUUGUUCUUUUUUUUCUUCUUCUUCCUUGGUCUUGCACUAGAAUUUGCCGCGGGUUUAUCAUUACAGUUACCAGUAAUUGUCGCCAUGUCCGAGCCUCUUGUCCAGUUUAGCAUCGAUAGACCAUUUGGGGUCUAUUUAUUUGAUCAUUUUGACAAGGUAUACACUGCCCUGAUGGGUGAAUCGGCGACCAAGUUCCGAUUCAUUGAAGGAUACACGCCUCUAUCCACUUUGCAAGAAGUGGUAGUGGGUGUGAUUACAUACUUUGUGGUGAUCUUUGGUGGCCAAUACAUGCUACGUCAAUUCAAGCCGAUCGCGUGUCAAUCGUUGUUUCGACUCCAUAAUUUAUUAUUGACGAUCGUCUCGGGGGCGUUGCUUGUAUUGCUGUUGGAACAGCUGAUCCCACAAUUGGCUCGUCAUGGAUUAUAUUAUACCAUCUGCUCUGCGCAUGCUUACACGCCUCAACUGGAAUUGAUCUAUUAUCUGAAUUACUUGGUCAAAUACUGGGAAUUGCUGGAUACGGUGUUUUUGGUCGUGAAGAAGAAGAAACUGGAAUUCUUGCAUUACUUCCAUCACAGUAUGACCAUGGCUCUGUGUUAUACCCAGCUUGCAGGCAGAACUACGGUGUCUUGGGUGCCUAUUGUCCUGAAUCUGACGGUUCAUGUUUUGAUGUAUUAUUAUUACUAUCGCACGGCGUCAGGGGCCAAGAUCUGGUGGAAGCGCUAUCUGACGACGAUGCAGAUCAUCCAAUUUGUGAUCGAUCUCAUUGUGAUUUACACUGUCAGUUACUCCUAUUACGCCUACACCUAUGCCACCCAUCUCCCCAAUUUUGGCACAUGUGCGGGCGAAGAAAGUGCGGCGGCCUUUGGUAGUGCCAUCCUUACCUCUUACCUAUUCCUCUUCAUCAACUUUUACCGGGUCACUUACAGCAAGAAGCAGCCCGUCGCUGACAAGCCCAAGAAGAUCUAGUACAUGCAUUGUUUUCUUUACUUUUUUCAUUGUUUUUAAUCCAUCUGUCUCGAGUUUAAUUUACAGUUACUUAUUAUUGAAUUUAAUUGCUUUACGUGCACG
Messenger RNA from Radiomyces spectabilis, 1111 nucleotides. RefSeq names its product fatty acid elongase. The transcript has 4 exons. Gene Ontology annotation, biological process: fatty acid elongation, saturated fatty acid; very long-chain fatty acid biosynthetic process; fatty acid elongation, monounsaturated fatty acid. The coding region runs from base 128 to 1009 and encodes 293 amino acids. NCBI's taxonomy places the organism in Eukaryota, Fungi, Mucoromycota, Mucoromycetes, Mucorales, Radiomycetaceae. The record is from RefSeq and is a predicted model, not a curated record. Gene Ontology annotation, molecular function: fatty acid elongase activity. Gene Ontology annotation, cellular component: endoplasmic reticulum membrane.